AUGUCUGAUGGCCUCCGUGUACCCAGCGGUAAUGCGACGCGUUUCCACGCCAGCAGAUUGCUGAUCGAGGCAGGUGUUUCUGCGACAUGCAGGAUCGUGCACAAAUCUUUCACCGGAUUUCGAACCUUGCAGCUGAACAACCACCCUCGAGGCGACGAGUCUCGGCAGAAGAGGCGAGUAAAAACUCACCGGUCACGCCCUUACGCUACAGGAAACGCUCGUCACAAUCAGGGUCAUGCGCCCACCGCCACUGCUGAAGGCCCAAUCGAAAGAUGCGGUGCCCGUCAGCAUCCGCACUGGAAUCAAGUCCAGCCAGAUCAGGCACACCCAGACUACGACCCCGCAUGCGUUGCUUCCGACACAAUUGUAACCCAGAAAAGGCUCGAGCGAGAACCUAACAGCGUUUGGCACCCGGCAAACCUUGCAAGCAUGAUUUUGUCAUGGGGACGUGUGGUGGAACAAUAG
This is a messenger RNA of Bipolaris victoriae FI3, 465 nucleotides long. RefSeq lists its product as hypothetical. The transcript is spliced from 3 exons. The record is from RefSeq and is a predicted model, not a curated record. The coding region runs from base 1 to 465 and encodes 154 amino acids. Lineage: Eukaryota; Fungi; Ascomycota; Dothideomycetes; Pleosporales; Pleosporaceae.